AUGACCAUGACCGAUAUGGAGAUGGACGCGGAGUGGAAGCCCUCGGGCAAGAUCCGACCGCAGUCGACCAUGGCGCAGGCCUUUUCCACAGCAUUGGACAGCGCUUUCAUGCUCGACAGUGAUGUCAACCAUCUCUCCCAGACCAUUGAUCAGAAGAAGCAACAGAUGAUGAUCCAGACUCGGGAACUCGAAGCUCUGCAAAAGCGCAUUCGUGAGGCCGAGGAGCGCCUUAAGGCACAGUCUUACCACUCCUCAUCCGCACCACAGACAGAACAGAGUGAGCAGGACCAGACAACCGCUCCCCCAGAAGGAUCGACCGACAACGAGCAGCAGCAAGCGGACGAACAGAAGGCGAAUGAGUCGUGA
This is a messenger RNA of Penicillium subrubescens, 366 nucleotides long. RefSeq lists its product as uncharacterized. The transcript has 4 exons. The record is from RefSeq and is a predicted model, not a curated record. Bases 1 to 366 code for a protein of 121 amino acids. Lineage: Eukaryota; Fungi; Ascomycota; Eurotiomycetes; Eurotiales; Aspergillaceae.